UUCUUUAAGCGAUGUGUAGCUUACCGACCGUGAUAGACGUGUUUUUGCUAUAUUAAUAUUUCUACAGCUACUGAAGGAGAAUAAAACUUCACAUUUAUAUACAUUGCUGCCACAUUUUUCGCCCACCUACGGCCUAUUGAUUGGACAAUUAUUAUUGUGUGAUCCCGAUUGUGGGAAUGGGGACAUGAUGGAGGACAAAGGACCUCGUGUAGCAGACUACUUUGUGGUUGCUGGCCUCACAGAUUCAUCGAAGCCCCUGGAAGAGGAGCUCCACUUUGAUGAUGCCUGCCACAGGUCCGCCAAGCCCAAAGCUCCCAUCACUGAUGUGGCUGUAGUGAUUCGCUCCAUGGGGGAGGAGGUGCCCCAGGGCUAUACCUGUGUGGAUGUCACCCCCUCCGGGCUCUCGGCAGAGCUGAACGGAGCCAGUCUCAGAGGCCCACAGAUCUUCCUCUGCUACAAGAGAGGCAAAGAUAAGCCACCUCUCACUGAUCUCGGAGUUCUGUAUGAGUGGAAGGAGAAACUGAAGUCUGGCUGUCACAUCGUUCAGACCACGCCCUCUGGUCGCCCGGCAAACAUAAGCAACUCCUCCUCCCAGCGCAUCUACAUCACCUACCGCCGUGUCUCCCAGAGCCAGCCACACACGUCAUUGACCGUCACAGAUGUUUGUGUCAUCGUUCCGGGCAAAGGGGAGACGCCCCCUCACACUUUCUGCAAGGUGGACAAGAACCUCAACAGCAGCAUGUGGGGGUCCUCUGUCUACCUGUGUUACAAGAAGUCUGUAGCUAAAACCAACACGAUUGCAUACAAAGCAGGUCUGCUAUGUAGAUACCCUAAGGAGGAUUAUGAGUCAUUCCCCCUGCCUGAGCCUGUGCCUUUGUUCUGUCUGCCCAUGGGGGCGACCAUGGAGUGCUGGCCAGCCCACACCAAACACUCCCUGCCUGUUUUUUCCACAUUCGUCCUGACUGGAGCCUCUGGAGAAAAGGUGUAUGGAGCUGCCAUCCAGUUCUACGAGCCCUACCCAGAGGAGAGUCUGACAGAGAGACAGCGCUCUCAGCUGGGUCUCCCAAGCACAGAACUCCGGCCGGAGGAUACCAAGACUGUUCACACCAACAAGAGCAUCUGCCUGCUGUCUCACUGGCCCUUCUUCGACUCCUUCAGGAGCUUUCUCACCUUCCUCUACCGCUACUCCAUCUCUGGACCACAUGCUCUGCCUAUCGAGAAGCACAUUUCUCACUUCAUGUACAAAGUCCCAUUUCCCUCCUCACAGAGACCCCGCAUCCUAGUUCAGCUGUCUCCACACGAUAGCCUUAUGCUGAGCCAGCCGGUCUCCUCUCCUCUACCCCUCAGCGGUGGUAGCCUCUCGACUCUGCUGAUGAACCUGGGUCCUAAAAACGCAGCCACCUUGCUGGUGCUGGCAGUCACAGAGCACAAAAUCCUGGUCCACUCCCUGCGCCCGGCCGUGCUGACCAGCGUCACAGAGGCCCUGGUGUCGAUGAUCUUCCCCUUCCACUGGCCGUGUCCCUACAUCCCCCUGUGCCCACUGGCCCUGGCAGACGUGCUUAGUGCCCCCUGUCCCUUCAUUGUGGGCGUGGACUCGCGCUACUUCGACCUCUACGUGCCCCCGGCUGACAUCAGCUGCGUUGACUUGGACACCAACACCAUCUCCUACAAAGACGACAAAAGGGCCAUGACGUGGAAGAUCCUUCCCAGGAGGGCCUGCAAGCAUCUCCUCAACACUCUCGGUAAACUCUAUCAGCAGCUGGUUGAUGUUGGCCAGCUGAACCGUGAGGAUGGCCACGCGGAGGACCAAGUUAUGACUGACAGGGAGCUCAGCAACGGAAAGAGCCUGCACACUCUGGAGCUGGAGAUCCAGGAGGCCUUCCUGCGCUUCAUGGCGGCCAUCUUGAGGGGCUACCGCUCCUACCUGCUCCCCAUCACCCAGGCCCCCUCGGAGAAGACCACAGACGCCAGCUCGCUCUUUGAUCUACAAGGAUUCCUGAAGAGCAGAGACCGAUCCCAUCAGAAGUUCUACUCCUUCAUGAUGAAGACUCAGAUGUUUAUCCGCUUCAUCGAGGAGUGUUCCUUCGUCAGUGAUAAAGACGCCAGUCUGGCUUUCUUCGACGAGUGUGUAGACAAGAUGGACAGCGAGCGGCCAGAGGACAGCAGACUCAUUGAGCUGGACGAGUCCCACCGCAGCGAACACACGGUCUACAUCAACCCCCCGGAGCUGCCCACCCCGCCCCCCGGACAGGAGCACCCUCUGUGCUAUAGCUAUGUCGGCUUCCCCGUGUUGAGGCCUGAGCUGCUAGACCCCCUGGAGGGGCCUGACCCCCCCACCAUGAACACAGCCUCCCGGCACGGCAGCCCCGCCAGCCCCACGGCCAUCUUCAGACGCUCCAAACAGGAGAUCAAAUCAGCCCAGCGGAUGGCCAAGACCUACUCGUCCAUGCCCCAGAUGUGGUCCAAGUGUCUGCUGCGCCACUGCUACGGCCUGUGGUUCAUCUGCCUGCCCGCCUACGUCAACGCCUGCCACUCCAAGGUGCGGGCGCUGCGCCUGGCCUACGACGUGCUGCGCAGGAUGCAGGAGCGCCGGCUGCAGGCCCCUGACGAGGUGUGUUACCGCGUGCUGAUGCAGCUGUGCGGACAGUACGGGCAGCCUGUGUUGGCUGUACGGGUUCUUUUUGAGAUGAAGAAAGCGGGGGUUCACCCCAACGCCAUCACAUAUGGUUAUUACAACAAGGCGGUGUUGGAGAGCACAUGGCCCUCCAGCACCAGAGGAGGCUACUUCCUGUGGGGAAAGCUGAGGAACGUGGUCCUGGGGGUGGUCCAGUUCAAGCAGGUGGGCAGGAAGCCCCAGUCCCAGCUCCGAGAUCCCCACCUCUCAGACUGCAGUGAUCUGGACACGGUGAGCCACGGAAGUGUGGACAGCGCUAACGACUCAGCUGAGCGAGCCUCCAUCGACACCGACUUCACCAAGAUGGACUCCAGCGAUGAUGGCUCAAGCACAGGUGGCCAGUCAGACCAAGGCUAUGACUCACUGUCCAAAGAGGAGGAGGAGAGGCUGGGGAGCAGAGAGCGAGGCAGCACCCCAGCUGCGGAGGACAAGGAGGAGGCUUUGCCAGAGAGGGAGGGCAUGGUUUCUCAGCAGGUCCCAACAGACUCUAAGGAUUCCUGUGGACCCCUACCAAAGAAGAGGCCCAACUCCCUGAACCUGUUUGGGGGACAGGGAGCUCCCAGGUCCAGGACUGCUAAGCAGUGCCCCCUAGCUGCAGACAGCAGACUAGGCCGUGCAGAGGCAACAAGCCCCACCACUACCACUGCCAGCCCCACCGCUGAGGAGCAGAGGAAGUCCGCCUCAGAGCUAGGAGAGGCAGAGGGCAGCGGGAACAGACAGAAGCCUGCAGUGGAGAGAAGCCUGAGCUGCACCGGUGCUGUGGUGAAGCCUGACGGGGCGUCCAUCGAGAGAAGCAUGAGCUGCACCGGUGCUGUGGUGAAGCCUGACGGGGCGUCCAUCGAGAGAAGCAUGAGCUGCACCGGUGCUGUGGUGAAGCCUGACGGGGCAUCCAUCGAGAGAAGCCUGAGCUGCACCGGUGGGCCAGUGGCGAGGACGGGCGUCCAGACCGGCUCCGACCCUCUGUCCCUGCUGGCGGCAGAGACGGAGCAGGAGGGGGACGGCAGCCGCGCCCCCUCCGCCCGCAGGGACCUGGCCGAGGAGAUCCAGAUGUACAUGAACGCCGUCAGCCCCCUGAGCAGCCGUGCGCCCAGCAUGGACCUCCAGAGCCCCUCCAGCCCCCUGUUCCACUCCAGCCCCUCCCCGCACAGCUCCCCCAGGCCCCCCCCGCUGGCACGCUCGCACACGCACCUCCCCCUCGUCGCCAAGCCCAGGGAACGCCUGCGGCCCUCGCCGUCGCUCCCCCUGGGGGCCUCGCACAGGGAGCGCCCGUCCUCCCUGGUGUCCCCCUCGUCGCCCAGCCUGUCCUCGUCCUCCUUCUCCAUGGACUCCCUGCUCACCCCCACCCUGGGCAUCUUCAAGAGCAGCGUCAUCUCCGCCGGGAAGGGCGUGGCCGAGAAGGCCAGCCGCCUCUACUGCCGCCUGUCCUCCCAGACAUCUCUCACACAGGAUGUGAACUACGACCAGAUCAGUGUGUCCUCCCUGACCUCAGGAGACCCAGAAUGCUCUUCUCUGUUGGAGGGUGACGCCUACCUAGAUCCCGAGGGCUUCACCUCCCCCCAGCACGGCAGCGCCUCCCGCCUCAGAAAGUCCACCCUGGACAGCAGCCCCGGCACACCUUCCAGAGUGUUCCGCCACAACUCCUUUUCCAGUGGCUUGGUCCCACCAAUCAGAGCUGCUCAAACUCCAGACUCCUCCCCAGACGCCGGCCGCUUCCACCUCAAUCACAAUCACACAGUGGAGGUGCUGAUGUCGAGCUGCUCCUGCUGCAAGACGUGCGACUGUCUGGUGUACGACGAGGAGAUCAUGGCCGGCUGGACGGCGGACGACUCCAACCUGAACACCACCUGCCCCUUCUGUGGGACUCCGUUCCUGCCCUUCCUCAACGUGGAGAUCAAGGACCUGCGGCCGCUCAGGAGGACCAGUGAGGAGAAGAACCUUCUGGAAAAAGAUGUGUCUGCUUCUUGUCAUCCGGAGACAGGAACUGAAACACCUCAGACACCCACGGCUUCUGCUGGGAUUGUGGCUGGAAAUUCACAGGCCUCAGCCCUUGCCCCAGCCUCAUCCUCAGCCCCAACUCCAGCCCCUGUGACGAUCCCUUACCUAAGCCCCUUGGUCGUGUGGAAGGAACUGGAGAGCCUCCUGGGGAACGAGGGAGAUCAGGUCAUCACAUCCCCCAGCAUUGUGGACCAGCAUCCCAUUGUCUUCUGGAAUCUGGUCUGGUACUUCCGCAGGUUAGAGCUACCGAGCAACCUGCCCGCCCUCCUCCUCGCCUCCCAGCACUUCAACCAUACAGAUCAGCCCCUUCAGAGUGUGUCGUCUGAGGACAGCAAAAAUGUGCUGGUGAGGAUCAUGUGGGAUAACCUGAAGCUGCACAAAGACCCUGUUCAGCCCUGCUACAUCCUGUGGAAUGUACAAUGUUCCAGUUCCCUGGUCCGUGCUGGAGCGUGCGAGGAGGGCCAGGUCUUCAGUGUGGAGGCCCUGCAGGCUGUCGUGAGGAGCAUCCAGAAGAGUGACGUGUACCAGCCCAUGAGCCAUAUCAUCCAGCUGCUGGGGCCCAAACUGGGCUUCCGAAGGCAGAGGAGUCUGUACAGAGAUAUCCUGUUCCUGGCUCUGGUGGCUCUGGGAAAGAAAAACAUUAGUAUCGAUGCUUUUGACCGCGAGUACAAGAUGGCCUACGACCGCCUGACAGCCAAUCAGGUCAAACUGACUCACAACUGUGACCGCCCACCAGGUGCUGGGGUCAUGGAGUGCAGGAGGACUUUUGGGGAGCUGUGUCUGUGAUAUCUCUGAUGACCUUACACACACACACACACACCUAUCCUUUCUCCCGCGCACACAAAUAUUUCCCUUCAGGCAUUUUAUCAUACUCAGGACCAUUCCAUCUGACUGACAAGGACCAAUAGGAGCCAGAGUUUAGAAGCACAAUUGGGUAGAUAUACGACAAACAGCCUGUAAAGGUGGCUCUGUUAUAGUAGAACAGUAUGCCAUGGCAAGGCUUGUGUUUUCCUGUGCAGUAUUAAGAUAAUCGCCUGUAUUUACACUAUUAUAACUAUAGUAAAUGUUUGUAUAGUCCAUUGUACAUUGUAUAUUUUUUAUGAUCAAUCUCUGGUAGCUGAUGAAUUUGUUAGAAGGUAUGUAGAAUGCAACAGUGUGGUUCUGUGUAUCAGUGGUCCUGGUGACCAUUUUGAAAUUUGUCGUGUAUGAAGGUACUUGCCUUUAGAUGUACAUAUUUUGCUCAGCACUUUUCCAAGAUUAACUUAAACUUUUGUCAUUAAUCACUCUUUUUAGUUAUGAAAAAAAUAGGUUAGGCUGUGGUCAGAGAAUGCUACGGUCUCUUUAUGGUUUGUAACCCUUGCUAAACCAGCCCUAACAACAACCCUAACAACCACUAUGGCACUGCCGCAACCUUAAAAAUGGUUCUAUUCUUCAUCUUCAGGAAGGUAUUAUUAAACAUGCUCAUACGACCCAUUAGGUUCAUUGUGUCUCAGAAACAUUUCCUAGUUUCAAUUGGAAGUGUAUUUCUUUUGUACAGACCCUGAAAGUGAUCCAAUGGUGACCCAAAACGUUUUUUUUUCUUCUAAAUCAUCCAGGCCCGAUCAUACCAAAAGCAGAAUCAGGAAAUGCAUAGUGUGUGCUUUGAGUUCAGUUGCCACAAUAUUUUCAUAAAUACAUUUGAUUUAUUGACACAUAGAUACAUCUAUAAAAGAGGAUGGUGUCUGAUAGUCUGUUGGUUUCUUAGUGUCUUGAUUGUACAGUGUCGGUGUUUCAGUGGCACAGUUCAACAAUGUAAGAGCUGUGCUCUAUUAUGUCACACAGACAAGGAAAUCAAAUCAAAUUAUUGGCUGUUAUUUGCUACAUUUACAGAAUAGGUUAUAGUAUAGCAGGAUGAAGAACUCUGAGUGUCUUGUUUACUAUUGUCAGACACAAAAAACAGUAGCAACAGCCUGUCUACGCCAAGGGAAAAUAUAUAUAUUUUUUACCUGUUUAGCUAACACUAUCCUAAGCCACACACAUACAAUGUUAUUGUACUAGGAACCUGCUGACACCUUUAACUGUUUAAGUACAGUUUUGUUGAUCUCUGUGUAGCCACUAGCCCUUGACUGACCAAAAUGUCAUGUGAUGUCCUUACCUGUUGUUUACACUGUUACUCAGUUAGAGAAAUGUUUAAAAAAAAUAUUAUUUAUAAUUUUUCACUGGAACUAAUUUCUACAUUUUAUAAAGAAAAACCUUCUUAUUAAACGUGGAUUAAAUGAGUAAUAUGUUUUGGCUGGUCCUGUG
This is a messenger RNA of Osmerus eperlanus (European smelt), 6952 nucleotides long. RefSeq names its product DENN/MADD domain containing 4A (gene dennd4a). Gene Ontology annotation, cellular component: cytoplasmic vesicle. Bases 185 to 5455 code for a protein of 1756 amino acids. The record is from RefSeq and is a predicted model, not a curated record. Lineage: Eukaryota; Metazoa; Chordata; Actinopteri; Osmeriformes; Osmeridae. Gene Ontology annotation, molecular function: protein binding. Gene Ontology annotation, biological process: regulation of Rab protein signal transduction. The transcript is spliced from 29 exons.